CUUUCGUGCAGCCGGGGUGUCCCUGGUCGGGGAGGCAGGCCAGCGCUUGGAGGAAGCAUGGUCAGCGUCCUCACCGAGAGAUUUCUUCAGCCUGCAUGAGGAGUCCAGCCCAACCUGACAGAGUUCAGAAGCUAAGGGUCACUGCAGUGUCUCUGCCAGCCUCACCAUGAACCUGGAGCCACCCAAGGGUGAGAUUCGGUCAGCCACACGGGUGAUAGGAGGACCAGUCACCCCCAGGAAAGGACCACCGAAGUUUAAGCAGCGGCAAACAAGGCAGUUCAAGAGCAAGCCCCCCAAGAAAGGCGUGCAGGGGUUUGGGGAUGACAUCCCUGGAAUGGAAGGCCUGGGAACAGACAUCACUGUCAUCUGCCCUUGGGAGGCUUUCAACCACCUAGAGCUUCACGAGCUGGCCCAGUAUGGCAUCAUUUAGUCAGAUCCCUGCUACGUGAGCCCUGUGGAAGAUACCUGCUGAAGACCCGCUCCAUCCCACCACCUCUGUAAACCCUGCCCAGGACCCCUGCCCAAGCCUGAGCCUGAGCCCUAGCCAGGUUACUCGGGCUCCCCUGGGACAACCUCAUGCCCUGACACCAGCUACUGAGAGCCUACAGCCUCCCAUGGGACACACUGUUGGCCUGAAGUCACUGGUCAGCAAAAAGAAGGAAGUGAGACCCAGCCCCACCUCCUGUCCUUCUUGUGGCCAUAAUGCAGGGUUAGACUCCCCAGUAAUGUCUCCUUGAACUGCCUUCUGAGGGUAAUAAAGUUCCUCUGUCUUGCUGCCCUUCCA
Messenger RNA from Apodemus sylvaticus (European woodmouse), 784 nucleotides. RefSeq names its product phosphodiesterase 6G (gene Pde6g). The record is from RefSeq and is a predicted model, not a curated record. Gene Ontology annotation, molecular function: 3',5'-cyclic-nucleotide phosphodiesterase activity; cGMP binding. Gene Ontology annotation, cellular component: photoreceptor outer segment membrane. NCBI's taxonomy places the organism in Eukaryota, Metazoa, Chordata, Mammalia, Rodentia, Muridae. Bases 167 to 430 code for a protein of 87 amino acids. The transcript has 4 exons. Gene Ontology annotation, biological process: positive regulation of G protein-coupled receptor signaling pathway; positive regulation of epidermal growth factor receptor signaling pathway; visual perception.